Messenger RNA from Eimeria necatrix, 2019 nucleotides. RefSeq lists its product as hypothetical. The record is from RefSeq and is a predicted model, not a curated record. NCBI's taxonomy places the organism in Eukaryota, Apicomplexa, Conoidasida, Eucoccidiorida, Eimeriidae. Gene Ontology annotation, cellular component: nucleoplasm; nucleolus. The coding region runs from base 1 to 2019 and encodes 672 amino acids. The transcript has a single exon.
AUGGCCUACGUAGAGCCAGCAGCAGCAGGUGCAGCAGAAGCAGCAGCAGCAGCUGCUGCUGCGGUCACAAAUGGUGCAGCAGCUGACCAACUAGACUAUACAGGAGGAACAGCAGCCGCCGCCGCAGCAGCAGCAGCCGCAGCAGCAGCCGCAGCAGCAGCAGCUGCUGCUGCAAAAGCAAUUGAGCGAAAAGUAGCUUUAGAGUCUUCCCGCGAUGAGGUUUUGGCCCGCAGCAAGAGCAGCAGCAGCAGCAGCAGCAGCAGCAGCAGCAGCAAGGUGCGGCCGCUGCUGCCAGUGCCCAGUGUAAUUUGUCUGCCGCUGCCCUCUCCAGCAGCACUUGCUGAGCUUUUGCUGCUGCUCUCUCGGCUGCUGAAGGGGCUGCCGUCUGCUGCUGCUGCAGUUCCAGAAGGGUUGCUGCCUGCUGCUGCGUGGCGGCUGGUGGUUGCUGCUGCUGCUGCUGCAGUCAGCGACAUGCACGCGCAGCUGCGCCGGCAGCAAGCCUGUGCUGCUGCUGCUGCUGCUGCUGCUGGCGCCGCCGUCGAGUGCCUCCUGGCAGAGGGGCUGUUGCAUCCGGAGCAGCUCGAAGCAGCAGCAGCAGCUGCUGCUGCUGCUUCGAGCUGCUGCAGCACGGCCAGGGAGGGGCAUCUAGGGCUCCCCGCUGCCACAGCAGCAGGGGCCCCAAGGCUCUUUACUACUCUGCGCUUUGUCUUCGACCAGCAGCAGCAGCAGCAGCAGCAGCAGCAGCAGUCCGGCGGCCCGCGCAGCGAGAGCAGCAAGCAGCAGCUGCUGCUGCUGCGGCUUCUGUGCCGGGCAGCAGUGCUGCAGCAGAGCGUGGAGACCCUAAAGGCAGCAGAUGCUGUUGGCUGCGUCCUUGCUGUGGCUAUUGGCAGAGACACUCACAGCAGCUGCUGCUGCAGCGGCGGCAGCAGCAGCAGCAGCAGAAGCAGCAGCAGCAGCAGCAGCAGCAGCAUCAGCAAAUAUCGCGGCAGCUGGCGGUUUCGAGCCGAAGCUCUAAAGACCUUAGGGGGGCUGUUGUCUCACUCAGAGCUCAUGGAGGUAUUCCUUGCAGCUGGUGGCCAGGCUCAGCAGCAGCAGCAGCAGCAGCAGCAGCAGCAGCAGCAGCUACUGGCUGGAGACCUGGCAGCAGCCGGCGGGGAGCCGGGGGCGUUCGGGCCUAAAAAGGAAUGGUACGCGACGCCUUCGGCAUUCAGGAAGGGCUGCAGCAGCAGCAGCAGCAGCAGCGGCAGCAGCGGCAGCAGCAGCAGCAGCAGCAGCGGCAGCAGCAGCAGCAGCAGCGGCAGCAGCAGCAGCAGCAGCAGCAGCAAAGAGGGCGCGUGCUACUUAGACAUGUUCCGAGAGGCCUUGGCCUCCGAUGUGGCCCUUUCUCGCCGGGCCUUAAAGAGACUUGUGGGGUUUGUGGUGCUGCGGGUGGAGGCUUGGAAGUGCUUCAGAGCUGUCAGCAGCAGCUGCUGCCAGCUGCUGCCCCCAGCAGCAGCAGCAGCAGCAGCAGCAGCAGCAGCAGCAGCAGCAGCAGGGUGUGGCGAGGAGAUGAGUGUCAAGAGAGAGGUGGGGCUCGAGGGCGAGACGGAGGUAGAGGAGACAGACCCUCUUUCAGCUCUUUCUUUUUCUGCUGCCAAUGCGCCGCACAGUUCAGCAGCAGCAGCAGCAGCAGCAGCAGCAGCUGGGGAAGGAGAUGACCCCGGCUUUUUGGAGCAGCUGCUGCUCGACGGGGAAGGGAAAGUUGCUGCUGCAGCAGACGCCCUUGAGCGCUGCUUGCUGCUGCUGCAGGAGGUGUCUCUUUCCCCCCUCAGUGCUGCUUCUCGAGUAGACGACUCCGUAGAGGUAACUGCAGCAGCAGCAGCAGCAGCAGCAGCAGCAGCAGCGCUGCAGCAGCACGCAAGCAGCACAGCAGCUAGGCAGUUUGUGUCUGUAGCAGCAGCAGCAGCCGUCCAGUGUGUGCUCCGAGCAGCAGAUGCAGCAGAAAGAGAUGGGAGAAGAAGGCAGCACAGAAAGAUAUGA